Messenger RNA from Kwoniella botswanensis, 576 nucleotides. RefSeq lists its product as uncharacterized. Gene Ontology annotation, cellular component: nucleus; cytoplasm. The coding region runs from base 1 to 576 and encodes 191 amino acids. The record is from RefSeq and is a predicted model, not a curated record. Gene Ontology annotation, molecular function: protein histidine kinase binding; histidine phosphotransfer kinase activity. Lineage: Eukaryota; Fungi; Basidiomycota; Tremellomycetes; Tremellales; Cryptococcaceae. Gene Ontology annotation, biological process: phosphorelay signal transduction system; phosphorylation. The transcript has 3 exons.
AUGUCAGACACGAAGGGACAAACAUCGACAUCACCGGACAAGAAGGUCGAGGAUAAGCCUGCAGCCUCAUCAUCAUCAACAACUCCUGCAAAGCCAGAAAGCACUGAGAAGACCACCACACCAGAUGUGAGGAAGGAGGAAGAGAAGCCAGAGCUCGAAGAAGAUGUGAUUGAUAUGGAGACAUUCCAACAGAUCAUGGAUAUGGACGAAGAGGACGAUGGUGAUGAUGAAGAUGGGGAAAAACAUGCAUUCUCAAAAGGGAUCGUCUGGGGAUACUUUGAACAAGCCGAGGCUACCUUCAAAGAUAUGGAAGCUGCGAUUGUCGCCGAAGAUCUGGCCAAACUCUCCUCUCUCGGACACUUCCUCAAGGGCUCAUCCGCCGCUUUGGGUAUAAUCAAAGUCCAAGCUUCGUGCGAGAAGAUGCAACACUAUGGUAAUCUGAGAGAUGAAGAAGCAGGUGUGAGCUUGGGUGCUCCCGAAGCAUUGAAGAGGAUCAAGGAGUUGUUGACCGCUUGUAAGAAGGAUUAUGAAGUGGCGAAGAACUGGAUGGAAAACCUCUAUGAGGAGGAUAAAUAA